Messenger RNA from Paramisgurnus dabryanus, 5317 nucleotides. Its product is annotated as sodium/potassium-transporting ATPase subunit alpha-1-like. Gene Ontology annotation, cellular component: plasma membrane. Gene Ontology annotation, molecular function: P-type sodium:potassium-exchanging transporter activity; ATP binding; ATP hydrolysis activity. The record is from RefSeq and is a predicted model, not a curated record. Gene Ontology annotation, biological process: sodium ion export across plasma membrane; proton transmembrane transport; intracellular sodium ion homeostasis. NCBI's taxonomy places the organism in Eukaryota, Metazoa, Chordata, Actinopteri, Cypriniformes, Cobitidae.
CGCGGCUUGGAUGCGUAUCCGGGUGGAAAGACGCGUCCAGCGGUGACCAAAGAAAAAGACCAAAAAAAAGGAAACGGGACUUUUAAUUUGUUGUUUUUAAGAAAACUCGGAUUUUUGGAACCCUCAGGUGGUCGUCUUAAAUCAAAAGAAGCAACAUGGGACGAGGAGAAGGUCGAGAACAAUAUGAGCUGGCGGCCACGUCAGAGCAGGGGGGCAAGAAGCCAAAGCCCAAGGGCAAAAAAGAGAAAGAUAAAGACAUGGAUGAACUGAAGAAAGAAGUGGAUUUGGAUGAUCACAGAUUAUCCCUGGAUGAACUCGGUAAGAAAUACGGCACUGAUUUAACCAAGGGAUUGUCUGCUUCCCGUGCUACUGAAAUCUUGGCUCGUGAUGGACCCAACGCUCUGACUCCACCUCCAACAACACCCGAAUGGGUGAAGUUCUGCAAGCAGCUCUUCGGAGGCUUCUCAACUCUCCUGUGGAUUGGAGCAAUCCUUUGUUUUCUGGCUUAUGGUAUCCUGGCCGCCUCAGAGGAUGAACCUGCCAAUGAUAACUUGUAUCUGGGAAUCGUGCUUUCUGCUGUCGUGAUGAUCACUGGAUGUUUCUCUUACUAUCAAGAGGCCAAGAGCUCCAAGAUCAUGGACUCCUUCAAGAACCUCGUCCCUCAGCAAGCUUUGGUCAUCCGUGAUGGCGAGAAGAAGAAUAUCAAUGCUGAAGAAGUGGUGGUGGGAGAUCUUGUGGAGGUCAAGGGUGGAGACAGGAUUCCUGCAGAUCUGCGUAUCAUCUCCGCGCACGGAUGCAAGGUGGACAACUCUUCCCUCACUGGUGAAUCUGAGCCUCAGACUCGAGCCCCUGACUUCUCCAACGAUAACCCUCUGGAGACACGAAACAUUGCGUUCUUUUCUACCAACUGUGUUGAAGGUACUGCCAGAGGUGUCGUCAUUAACACUGGUGACCGCACAGUCAUGGGUCGUAUCGCUACUCUUGCUUCUGGUCUUGAAGUGGGUAGAACCCCCAUCUCUAUUGAGAUUGAACAUUUCAUCCACAUCAUCACCGGUGUAGCCGUCUUCCUUGGUGUGAGCUUCUUCAUUUUGUCCUUGAUUCUCGGCUACAGUUGGCUGGAAGCCGUCAUCUUCUUGAUCGGUAUCAUUGUCGCCAAUGUGCCCGAGGGUCUCUUGGCUACUGUCACUGUGUGUCUGACUCUGACAGCCAAACGUAUGGCAAAGAAGAAUUGUCUGGUGAAGAAUCUUGAAGCUGUGGAGACUCUCGGCUCAACCUCCACCAUCUGCUCUGACAAGACUGGAACUUUAACCCAGAACAGAAUGACUGUGGCUCACAUGUGGUUUGACAACCAGAUUCACGAAGCAGACACCACAGAGAACCAAAGUGGAACCGCGUUUGACAGAAGCUCAGCUACGUGGGCCGCCCUCGCACGCGUUGCCGGCCUGUGCAACCGCGCCGUCUUCCUUGCCGAACAAGAAAGCGUCCCGAUUUUAAAGAGAGAUGUGGCAGGUGAUGCAUCUGAAUCUGCCCUUCUGAAGUGCAUAGAGCUCUGCUGUGGGUCUGUGAAAGGGAUGAGAGAGCAAUACAACAAAAUCGCCGAGAUCCCUUUCAACUCCACCAACAAAUAUCAGCUUUCCAUCCACAAGAACCUCACACCGUCUGAAACCAAACACCUGCUGGUAAUGAAGGGAGCUCCAGAGAGAAUCCUGGACAGGUGCGCUUCCAUUUUGAUCCAAGGAAAAGAGCAGCCACUCGAUGAUGAGAUGAAGGAUGCCUUCCAGAAUGCCUACUUGGAACUUGGUGGUCUGGGAGAAAGAGUACUUGGAUUUUGCCACUUCCACCUUCCCGAUGAGCAGUUCCCAGAGGACUUCCAGUUUGAUUGCGAUGAAGUUAACUUCCCAACUGAGAACCUUUGUUUCAUUGGCCUUAUGUCCAUGAUCGACCCUCCUCGUGCCGCUGUACCAGAUGCUGUGGGCAAAUGUAGGAGCGCUGGAAUCAAGGUUAUCAUGGUUACCGGUGAUCAUCCAAUCACAGCCAAGGCCAUUGCCAAGGGAGUUGGUAUCAUCUCUGAGGGCAACGAAACCGUCGAAGACAUCGCUGCUCGCCUUAACAUUCCUGUUAAUGAGGUCAACCCAAGGGAUGCCAAAGCUUGUGUGAUUCACGGUGGUGACUUGAAGGAUUUGUCCUCUGAGCAGUUAGAUGAUGUAUUAAAACACCACACAGAAAUCGUGUUUGCCAGAACAUCUCCUCAACAGAAGCUGAUUAUUGUUGAAGGUUGCCAGAGACAGGGUGCCAUCGUAGCUGUAACAGGUGAUGGUGUGAAUGACUCUCCUGCUCUGAAAAAGGCUGAUAUUGGUGUGGCUAUGGGUAUUGCUGGAUCUGAUGUAUCCAAACAGGCCGCUGACAUGAUUCUACUGGACGACAACUUCGCCUCAAUCGUCACUGGAGUAGAAGAAGGUCGUCUGAUCUUUGAUAACUUGAAGAAAUCCAUCGCUUACACCCUCACUAGUAACAUUCCUGAGAUCACUCCCUUCCUCUUCUUCAUCAUUGUCAACAUCCCUCUUCCUUUGGGAACCGUCACCAUUCUCUGUAUCGAUCUGGGCACUGACAUGGUUCCAGCUAUCUCAUUGGCCUAUGAAGCUGCUGAAAGCGACAUCAUGAAACGUCAACCCAGAAACCCCAAGACGGAUAAACUUGUAAAUGAGAGACUUAUUAGCAUAGCCUAUGGUCAAAUCGGAAUGAUUCAAGCUCUGGCUGGGUUCUUUACGUAUUUUGUCAUCCUGGCCGAAAACGGUUUUCUCCCCUCAACGUUACUGGGUAUUCGAGUGUUUUGGGAUGACAAGCAAGUCAAUGACCUGGAGGACAGCUAUGGUCAGCAAUGGACAUACGAGCAAAGGAAGAUUGUCGAGUUUACAUGCCACACAGCCUUCUUCACCAGUAUUGUCAUCGUACAGUGGGCAGAUUUGAUCAUCUGCAAGACCAGAAGGAACUCAGUUUUCCAGCAAGGAAUGAAGAAUAAGAUCCUCAUCUUUGGACUGUUUGAAGAAACUGCUCUAGCCGCUUUCUUGUCCUACUGCCCAGGCAUGGACGUCGCUCUUAGAAUGUACCCACUUAAACCAAACUGGUGGUUCUGUGCUUUCCCCUACUCACUCCUCAUCUUUAUUUAUGAUGAAAUCCGUAAACUCAUCAUCCGACGCAGCCCAGGAGGUUGGGUGGAGAGGGAGACCUACUAUUAAAGUGUUCAGUCUGCAUCACACAAGUUUAUUUGCAUGGUUGACUUGCUGCUCGGAAUUUUAACCUCAGUAAUCUGGAUGUGUUUUUAUAUAGGGAAUGCUUGAUACAAACACUGAGAUCGUGAACCAAGACAUUGCGUGCCUUGUUUCUGAAGCCGGACCAAUUUUAUACGUGUUUUUAAAAGUGUAAUAUAAAAUAAACUUGCAGUCAGGUCCCACCCUUUGUGUCUUUCAUUUCAUUUGAUUUAUUUUUACGUUUUGUCUGUUGUUUAUCUAUAUUUUUUUAAUUUGGCAAGUGCUUGAAGCUCGAGUGCAUGACAGGAAUGCUGUUUGUCUGGAUUUCCCAUUACUUUACCUUUUUGGUAACCCUUUGGUACAAAAUGUACCGUAUUUCAACUACAAUACCGUUACUGUAAAAUCUAAUAAUGAACUCUACCUAAAAUACUGCAAGAAGCUUUUGUCAUUUAAAAAAACCAAUAAUGACAAUAACUUCAAUUUCACUGUUAAUGUUUUGUAAGGGGAAUGACAGACAUGAUAUAUUAAAAAGUGGAUGAAAGGUACUAGCAUGGACUUAAUUUUCUUCCCAUUUCAACAGCCUCGGUUACUAAAAAGUAUAUGAUCUGUUUGGUUGCAAGAUCCCAUCCAGGUCUCAUAUCUGCAAAGUUUCACUUUCCUCCACCCAUCCUGCCGAAAUCAAAGCGGAAAACUCAUCCAUCACAGUUUUAGACGUUAAAGAGCCAACAGUUUAUAAGAUCAAUCAUAUUUUACUAAUACAGGAUACUUUAACUGUCUGACAACUGAGAUGAAGAUCGUAAAACCAAGCAUUGAGUAGUUUAAUACCGAUACCUCUCAUAAAUGCAUUUCUGGCAUUGAAUUUCAUUCCAAGUGGACACUGCAUUCAAUCAAAUACCUGUUGAUGUAAAGCCACUCUUAUGUAAUCAUUAAAGUAAUAACCAAAUACCCUUAUUAUUAAAUAUUUUUGGUUCUCUUGCAUAGCAGGUGGUUGUGUGGCUUGAAUAAUUUGUCAUGUAUGCAUCUAACCUGAUGGAUGAUGGAUCCGGUUGCGGUAGGUUGGGAUUCGAGAUUGUGUUCCUAAAACCUGGAUGAGAGUCGAAUUAUCAUGCGUAGUAAUGGCUAAUUUCAGAUGAGGCUGUUGAAAUGCGUUUUAUUUGCUUGUUUAAUACAUUACCUACAAUUCAUUAACUUGCACUCUCAUGAACUUGCGCAAGAUGCGCCAUUAAACUCAAUUUAUUUUCAUUAUCAGCGAUUUAACCUGCUGAGCUCAGGUUGUGUUUGCUCACUUUUGAUUAAUUGCAUAUAAAGUGCAAAAGAGUCGAUUCACAAGUGCAGUUUUAAAGCCAGUAAUCUGCCAUGUGCUCGCUGUUAAAUCAUAGUUGCCAAAAUCACCAAAUGUGUGAAUCUUACAAAUACAUUCCCAAGUCAUUUCAUCACUAAGACCAAGAGCAUUAUAAGAACCAUUCAGAUUAGAUUUUUUUUAGGAUUCGUUCAAUCUUAACACUUACCAGCACUGCCAUUUAUUAACUAGCUUAUAACUGCAGUGUUUUUAUCGUAUCAGUUGUAUUCAGUCUCUUAAUGAAUCAUUCCUAUUAUUUCCAUUUUCAGUGAGUAGCAGAGUACUUAGGUUUUAGGAUGAGGGGUCAGGGAGAGGUCGGAGGUUUUAUGACCGAGUGACCUCGAGUGGGAGUUUGUAAUAUCUAUGUUAUGUCUGUGCAUGAUUUCUGCAUGACGUUCACAUGACUAUGCAUUUGAAAUUUAGGUUGUUCUCUGAUGUGUUCGAAACGUUUGGUCUGUGAAAGAGUGAAAACCAUUUUUUAAGGGACUGCAAACCAACUCCAGACCAACCGAGGCACCAGCUGUAGUGUUUGAUGCACCCUCAACAAUAAACAGAUGUGCAUGUACAAAAUCCAUUUUUUGGAAAAAAUGAAGCAUCAUCCAUUAAAAAUGGGGCUCGUUGAUCAUUUAAACUUGUUGUAUACGCUGAAUCUAAAUGUGAUUGUAUUCCUUAGAGAAUGACGACUGUUACAAUGACUCAAUAAAGCAGACUUUCUACAACGUCUACCGGA